AUGAGCAAAACCGUUCGAGUUGCGGCCAUCCAGGCCGAGCCAGUAUGGAACGACCUACAGGGUGGUGUCGACAAGUCCAUUAAGUUGAUCCAGGAAGCUAGCUUCAACGGAGCGAAUGUUGUUGGCUUCCCUGAAGUCUUCAUUCCAGGAUACCCAUGGAGCAUCUGGGCCAAGUCUCCCACCGAGAAUGGCGAGUUCAUGAAUGAGUACUUCAACAAUUCCAUGGAGCUCGAGUCUCCGGAGAUGGAGCGCAUCAAAAAUGCAGUCAAAGAUGCUGGCAUCUUCUGUGUCAUGGCGUAUAGUGAACGCUUCCAGGGCACUUUGUACAUAUCCCAGACAUUCAUCAACGAGGAGGGCCAGGUGGUUCUCCACCGCCGCAAGAUCAAGCCAACCCACGUGGAGCGGGCGUACUGGGGAGACGGCCAAGGCGAGUCUCUGCAGACCGUUGUCAAGUCCUCUUUCGGAAACAUCGGUGGUCUCAAGUGCUGGGAGCACACCCAAACUCUCCUCCGUUAUUACGAAUACACACAAAAUUCAGAUAUCCACGUCGCCAGCUGGCCAUGUAUAUUCUUAGUCGAGGGACUGGAAAAGUGGCCAUAUCAUAUAUCUACAAAAUGCUCUCAGGAGUUCACCCGCAUACUGGCCAUCGAGGGCGGCUGCUUUGCACUGAUUGCCACACAGGUUGUUAGCAAGGAGCAUGCAGCAAAGAUAGGCAUCGAUGGCUUCAGAUUUGCUCGGCUUCCCAGUGGGGGUUUCAGCAUGAUCUUUGGUCCGUUUGGGGAGGAAUUAGUCGAGCCACUUCCUGCCGAUCAGGAGGGAAUCUUGUAUGCUGAUUGCGAUCUCAGCAGGAAAGCCGAGGCAAAGCAGAACUUGGACCUCGUUGGCCAUUACUCCCGCCCAGAUAUGCUGAGUUUGAGAGUUAAUCGCUAUCCGUCCAAGCCGGUAUUCUUUGCACAGGAUCUGUAA
Talaromyces atroroseus is the source of this 966-nucleotide messenger RNA. RefSeq lists its product as hypothetical. Gene Ontology annotation, molecular function: catalytic activity. Lineage: Eukaryota; Fungi; Ascomycota; Eurotiomycetes; Eurotiales; Trichocomaceae. The transcript is spliced from 3 exons. Bases 1 to 966 code for a protein of 321 amino acids. The record is from RefSeq and is a predicted model, not a curated record.